Molecule: messenger RNA, 819 nt
Organism: Centruroides sculpturatus (bark scorpion)
Lineage: Eukaryota; Metazoa; Arthropoda; Arachnida; Scorpiones; Buthidae
Product: deoxyuridine 5'-triphosphate nucleotidohydrolase-like
Exons: 3
Coding region: 1-819 (272 amino acids)
Biological process (GO): dUMP biosynthetic process; dUTP catabolic process
Molecular function (GO): dUTP diphosphatase activity; magnesium ion binding
Source: RefSeq, a predicted model, not a curated record
AUGGAAAGAUCUUUUAAUAAAAAAUCGAAAAUAGUUUAUAACCUGAGAAAAGAAAGCUUCACUUCUAUCGAAUCUUGGGAAAAUUUAAGUGAAGAUAUUUCGAGUGAAACAGAAGAAUUCUCAGAUGAAUUAUUCGUAGAAACUGAAGAUUCGGAUAGCAAAGUUGAUCACACCAUUCCUAUGGAUGAUGAAGAACAUGAAACUGAAAAUCCUCAUCAACUCGAAGAAAAUGGCGAAACGAACAACGCUAAAACAUCAGUAAUGGAAUUAGAAAAUAAAAAACAGAGUUUAUACCAACCAGCUUCAGCAGCUGGAUAUGAUAUAUUUUGUGUUAAAGGCUUUGAAAUUAAGCCCAAUGAACAUAAAGUGAUAUUUACAGAUCUGGCCUUAGAAAUGCCAAAUAACUGCUAUGCUAGAAUAGCUCCAAAAUCUUCUUUAUCAUUAAAUAAUAUUAUCAUCAAUGCAGGAGUUAUUGACUGUGACUAUCGUGGAAACAUCAGGGUCCUAAUGUAUAAUUUUGGAUCGGAAAUUAUUAUUUUUGAACCUGGAUCGGCCAUUGCCGAAAUAAUCUUCGAACAAAUUAUGCAUCCGACUUUUAUAGAAAAAACAGAUUCAUUAGACAUCACUGACAGAAAUGAAAAAGGCUUUGGAGAAUGUAGCAAAAUUGCUUUUUCUCAAAAUAAAGAAUUUGGGGAUUGUGACAACAUACUCCUUUCUGAAAAAGAAGAAGAAAAUUUUGACUGCGAUGAAAUUACCUUAUCUCAAAAAGUAGAUUGUAACGAAAUUACUUUAUCUGAAAAAGAAGAUUUUGGAGACUGA